Molecule: messenger RNA, 2401 nt
Organism: Phyllostomus hastatus (greater spear-nosed bat)
Lineage: Eukaryota; Metazoa; Chordata; Mammalia; Chiroptera; Phyllostomidae
Gene: BCLAF3
Product: BCLAF1 and THRAP3 family member 3
Exons: 11
Coding region: 167-2152 (661 amino acids)
Biological process (GO): positive regulation of transcription by RNA polymerase II
Cellular component (GO): mediator complex
Molecular function (GO): transcription coregulator activity; DNA binding
Source: RefSeq, a predicted model, not a curated record
CGGAAGGAAGUCGUUCCGGUUUCAGGGCCCGGCUAGUGGUACAGCUGCUGCUGAAUGCGGUUGCUGUGGUAAGGGCGAGGCCUCAGUGGGCGGCGGCGGCGGCGGCGGCUACCUGGAUCUCGGGGACCGUGUAAAAAGUGGAUAGUGACUUGCAUGACAAGAAAAGAUGGCGAGGUCACGCUCCAAAUCAUCUCCCAAGAAGAAACAGAGGCCUUCAUCACCAGCACCUAGAAAGUCUGAACACUACAAGCAAAGAAGUUCUCAUGGGUAUCAUGGCCUUGACCAUAGGAAGGAUCUGAACAGAUCCACCACUUGGAGAAUGCACAAGAAUGGACAGAGGAGAUCAAGGAAUUCUUCUCGUGAAAAUACGUAUUACCGAUAUCAUAAACGUAGAUCAUCUUCUCCAAACACAAGAAGCUCUUCAGACAAAUUUUAUUCUUAUAAGCCUUACCAAGCAUAUUCACCAGGAAGAGAGGAUGGUAACAGGUAUACGUCCAGAUACUCAGAAGGUGGAUACUACCCAGAGUAUCAGUGGGAUUAUUAUCCUCAGCACGUGCGAGGAAGGUCUAUUCCUUAUGACCACAGAGGUAGAAGAAGUGGAAAAAGAGGAAAAUCACCUCAGAGGUCAACAGAAGAUUCUUCUAGAUUUGAACGAAAGCAGCGUGAAGAUGAGCUGAGGUCCCAGAAGACACGAGAUGAAAAAUAUUCUCGCUCUCUUAGAAGACGCUCUGAAGAUGUUGAGAAAAGGAGCUCUUUUAAGAAGAGGCAUACUGAGGAUCGUGAUUACAGAAGACAUGGACACACAUCAACAAGACACACAGGCGUGGAGAGGCAUGACAACAGAGAGCCGUCCAGAAACCCUCAGAGCAAGCCGAGGCAUCCCCCUUCGCCUCACCAAGAGAAGAGAGCUCAGCGCAGCCCUAAGUACCAAGCUCAUCGACAUGCUCAGAAGAGACCCUCGGAGACCAGUUCAUCAACCAGGGCAUCCAGCGACUCUCGCCACAAACGCCGCAAGACCUCAGAUGGGGACCAGGACUUGUCUGAUGGAAAAACUCAGAAAUACUCUAAGGAGGAAGAUAGAAAGAGCACUCCUCAGAAUGACAAUGGAAAGUCCAGUUGCUCACGUGCUGGAAGACAGAGAGAGACUGAAGAUGGGAAAGAUAAAAGUCCUUCAAAAUCAUCUAAGAAACACUCCAUUGCCUCUGCUCAUUCAGAUAAAAGUGUUGAUUUCAGAACCUCUAACGACAAACAGAAGAUGGAAAGAAAGAAAGAAAGGGAUGACAGGAAAGAGAGCAACUCCUCCAGUAACCACCUUGAUGAAAGUAAAGCUUCUGAUAUGAAACCUUCAUCCACUAGUCUUAGAAAGAAAUCACUUAUAAUUAAAGUAGAUGAGAAGAAAACAGUAAAUAUAUCCAGGGUCGCUUCUAUCAAGACAGAGAGUGAGAUGUCAGCUGAUUUGUCUGCUGUUAGCAAGAAAAGUGAGGACUCGGAACCAGUGCUUGAACAUCUUGGCUCAACUGAGAAUACUGAAAACAAAAGUAAAGAAGAAUUGGCUCAGGAAAUCAUAACUGUCAUCCAUCAAGUUAAAGUUAAUUAUUUUCCAUCACCUCCCAUCACUCUACAUGAGCGUUUCUCAAAAUUAAAAGAUCAACAAGCUAUAGAUGGAAAUGAAAAUAAAUGGACUCCAGAUUCAGGAAAUCCAAGGAGAGUAAAUAUGCCUUUGGCUGAGCUUCCAAAUAAACACGCUAUGACUCUGGUCAAAGUAAUAGAUCCAAAUGAUCUACGACAUGACAUUGAAAGAAGGAGAAAAGAACGAUUACAGAAUGAAGAUGAGCACAUUUUUCACAUAGAUAGUGCUACAGAGAGGAAUGAUCAGCCUUUCCCUUUUUUGACUCCUGCUGGUAGACCUCAAAACCCUCAGUGGGUUAAAAAGUCAAAUUCUACAAAAUUUAUUCAGGGAACUUACAUGAGCAACUUUAGAGGUGGCAGACCCCAGCCCCAUCAUAAAUCAGACCUUGUGCAGAAGAGCUUGUACAUUCAGGCCAAAUAUCAGCGUUUACGGUUCGCUGGGUCAAAGGGAUUUAUCACUAAUAAAUUCAGACAAAGAUUACUGAAGAAAAAGGAACACACAAACAUGGCCACUGAAGUCUAAUGGGCAAUCGAUGCAAAGGGAAGCCACACUACAGGACGAUAUUGAGAGCAUCUCUGUCAGGACUUAGAAUUAUCUCUAAAGCACUAAUACUGUAACUUUCUUGAAGAAAAUAACUUUAUUUUUCUGUAGUGGAUGCUGCAACUGUUUUAUACUUGCUUUUAAAUUACAGUAUUCAAUUGAAACAUUGUACAACUACAGUUUCUUUUGCAAAAAGUCUCAAAAGGACAUUCAUUAUUUGUUGAAUUUUUC